AAUUGUAGUUCAGGGGCGGGGCCGUUGGCGGCCCCAGGGGGAGCUCGGGCCUGACCUGGAUGGAUGGCGGCUGCGACGCGCGGCCCCCGGCCUUGCGGCUCGCUGCUCGGGCUGCUCGGGCUGCUCGGGCUGGUCGCGGCCGCGGCCGCCUCCUGGGACUUGACUUCGUUGCGCUGCAACUUCUACGACUUUUGUGAAUGCGACUUCCGGCCCGAUUUGCCUGCUCUGGAAUGUGACCUGGCCCAGCACCUGGCCGGCCAGCACCUGGCCAAGGCGCUGGUGCUGAAGGCGCUCAAGGUCUUCGUGAGGGACCCCGCCCCUACCAAGCCCCUGGUGCUGUCCCUGCAUGGCUGGACGGGCACCGGCAAGUCCUACCUCAGCUCCCUGCUGGCCCACCACCUCUUUAGGAGCGGCCUCCGCAGCCCCCACGUGCACCACUUCUCUCCCAUCAUCCACUUCCCCCACCCGAGGCACCUCGAGCGUUACAAGGAGAAUCUGAGGAGCUGGGUCCAGGGCAACCUCACAGCCUGUGGACGCUCCCUCUUCCUCUUCGAUGAGGUGGACAAUCUGCCCCCAGGGCUGAUGGAAGUCUUGCGGCCCUUCCUGGGCCCCUCCUGGGUCGUGUACGGGACCAACUAUCGCAAAGCCAUCUUCCUCUUCAUCAGCAACACCGGCGGCGAGCAGAUCAACCAGGUGGCCCUGGAGGCGUGGCGUGGCCACCGGGAGCGUGAGGAGAUCACUCUGCAGGAGCUGGAGCCGGCUGUCACCCGCGCAGUCCUGGACAAUCCGCACCGUGAAUGGCUUCUGGCGCUCCGGCAUCCUGGAGGAGCAGCUCCUGGAUGCGCUGGUGCCCUUCCUGCCGCUGCAGCGGCACCACGUGCGGCACUGCGUGCUCAACGAGCUGGCCCAGCUGGGUGUGGAGGCCCCGGAGGAGGUGGUGCAGGCCGUGCUGGACGGCACCAGCUUCUUCCCCGAAGAGGAGCAGCUCUUCUCCUCCAAUGGGUGUAAGACGGUGGCUUCUCGCAUCACCCUCUUCC
This is a messenger RNA of Ochotona princeps (American pika), 1037 nucleotides long. RefSeq names its product torsin family 2 member A (gene TOR2A). NCBI's taxonomy places the organism in Eukaryota, Metazoa, Chordata, Mammalia, Lagomorpha, Ochotonidae. Gene Ontology annotation, cellular component: nuclear envelope; endoplasmic reticulum lumen; endoplasmic reticulum. The record is from RefSeq and is a predicted model, not a curated record. The coding region runs from base 64 to 1008 and encodes 314 amino acids. Gene Ontology annotation, molecular function: ATP binding; ATP hydrolysis activity. The transcript is spliced from 5 exons.